AUGGAGUUGAAACUCCGUUUUUUGUUGUUAUUUAUUUUAAGUUUUUGUUGUGAAGGAUUACAAGUCUGUAAAGAUAAACUUACAGCUACAUAUUGUAGUAGUCAGUGUCCUAAAUCUUUUGCUGAUAUCUGGAAAAUAACCUACUGUAUGAAAACAUGUAGAUAUUGUACUUCAGAAACUAUUGAUAAAACCUGGAAUAUAGACAACUAUAUAAAAACAUGUAGAUAUUGUACUUCAGAAAAUAUAGCUUUGGGUAAAGAAACAAGACAAAGUUCAAUCUAUACUAACAAUGGACGAAAGAAAAGUGUAUCAUCAAAUGCUGUAGAUGGUAAUACUGAUAGUGAUUAUAGAAGUGGAUCUUGUACACAUACUAAAAAUCAUAAAGAUCCAUGGUGGUGUGUUGAUUUACAGUCAACUCAACAAUUUCAAUCUAUUAUACUGUAUAACAGAAAAACUAACAAGGAAAGAUUGAAAGGAUUCUCUAUAAAAGUGAGUGAAACUGGAGAAUGUGAUCAAAGUACAUUUGAAUCUAGUCAAGUUUGUUAUAAAGAUAGAAGUUCUAGGUCAGAAGAUAUUUAUGCAGUAGAUAAUUGUAAUAUUACAGAAGGACAGUUUAUAUUUAUUACAGUACCAACUGGUAUUGUUUCUGUUUGUGAAGUUGAAAUACAACAAGGUGAUUUAUUACAUUAUAAUAUCGUUAAAUUAAUUGUUCAUGUGUUCGUUAUUAAUAUAUGA
Molecule: messenger RNA, 735 nt
Organism: Lottia gigantea (owl limpet)
Lineage: Eukaryota; Metazoa; Mollusca; Gastropoda; Lottiidae
Exons: 5
Coding region: 1-735 (244 amino acids)
Source: RefSeq, a predicted model, not a curated record